UCCUUUCGCUUAAUAUACAGACGGGAGAAAAGCUGCGACAUUUUGUUCUUGAGCCAAGGUUGUGAUAUACGCUGUUGAUUCCUUACAUAUUUUCGCUUCAGAAACGCGAGAAAAGUAUCCUAAAAUGGAAUUCAUCUGAAAGCAGACGACUGAAGCUAGUCAAUCAAAACACCACCUAUUUGCUCAUCGGCGGCGUGAACAAGAAUUUAUCGAUUGUUUUCGUGUGUAGUGGAUAGUGUCCUGACAAAUGUUGGUAGGGUUUUAAUGUGCUGCAGCAUGGACGCCAUCUUGGACGCUGAAAUCACUGUCUACAACUCCGUAAGUUUACGUUAACUGUACGUCAAAGCCACCAAGGAUAGACAACGUAUUCGAGGAGAGACAAAAGACAGAAAAGCAAAUCUAACAGAUGUGAGACUGAACUUCAAAGUGAAGAAUUUUCCAAAUAUUUCCCAGAAAGUUUUUUUACAAGACAACCGUGUGUCUAAUAACAUUUUACACUGUACUAAUACAAUACAGAAAACAUUCUUCGAAGGAGGAGAGGCACAAAAUCCACAGAAUUGCUCAAAUAUAUUUAUACUAUCUAUAAAUAUAUCAACAAUAUGUCUACCCAUCUUCAACGCCACUCUACGACCAUUUUCCUGGGAAUGAAUUCCUGGAAAGAAAGCGCCGCCAUGCUGUUGGUGGGAGUGCUCAUAUGUCUUCCAGUACUUACUAACGCUUCCAACACCACAACGGCAUCCUCAACAUCUACUACGACAGCAACGAUCACCACAGCAACCGACAUCAUCCCCAAGGUGAUCAUCGCCAUUGCCGUUAUCGCAUUCGCUGCAGGUAUCGGAGUGGGUGUGGCUAAAUUACUGGACUAUAUAUACGAUCACUCCAGGCUCAAUGAUAAUGCUAGUGAUAUGAGUGAGCACACCAAAGAGAUGCUUAAAACACAAAUGAUCCUGAUGAAAAUGAAGACAAAGAAGAAGAAAUUAGGGGACGAGGAACAAGGAGACGGCGAACCUAAAAAACAAAGUAAACUGAAGAGUCUAGUACAACGCGUUGCAAGCGCGAGGCCCAAAAGUAAGGAAGAAGGGUCGGAUAAAAACUUAAAUGAAGAAGCAGAUAAGCAAACGUCUAGUGAUAUGAAGGACUCGGUGGAAAACGAAACUGACGGUGCCAAAACGGAGGCGGCAAAAACAGAAAGUGAGACCCAAGUUACCGAGAAACCGACAGACGACAAAAUCGCCAACGAGAAACCAAGCAAUGCAUCAAAAGACGAAUCUGAUCCCAAACUGAAGAAGGCCGAAAGCAAAGACGCGUUACACACGGGGCACGCCUCUGUCACGCGGACGACAAGUGACAUGCUGGGGUCAGUGGGCGGGCCUUCCGCCAGUGCCGUUAAAGACAAACCAACCCCUACUGCCGUUAAAGACAAACAAACCCCCACUGCUACGUCUGGGGCUGCCAGUCCGACUACCCCACGGGCUCAGAGCUCCAAAAGUAGUCCCCGACGUGAUUCUAGCCCUGGUGGUAAACAUCUUGCAGGGCAGCUCCCAGCUGGUAAAAAGGGGUCUACGGCGGGAAAUAGUUCCUAAUAGUUCCGUUAAUAUACAUGUAUGCUCUCGGUAAACAGUGCGCCUGUGGAUAUUUCAAUAGAAAACCAGUGCUGUCGUUGAAACUUAAAGAAUACAUAAUUCAAACAGUCUACCCUCCUUAUCUUGACCUUUGUUUAUUAUAUGACUGUUUUUGAACGACAUCUUAAAUGGCGAUGGACCUAGUGAACAUAGUGUUUCUUUUGGCGUGUACUUGUAUGCCAAUUAUUGACUUGAGGCGCUUAUCUUCACACUUUGUGAUGUGAAUCUCAAAGAUUCUUACCAGAAGCGAAUGUUGGUCAGAAGCGAAUUCAAGCUGCAAUUUCAAAAAAGUACAAGCAGAUAGGUGUUUUUAUUAACUUUUUAUUACCUUUAGGGACGAUUUUGUUAGGCAUAAUCUAAGACAAGGUUCGUGGGAAGAAGAACAUGCUGCUGCGAGAACAGCCAACAACACCCCAUUUUUCCUUUUUUGUCCAAAUCGAUUUUCAACUCACAAAUAUCAUCAUAUGAGAUUUUAUAGGGCUUCCAUUUUGAUUGUGAUUGUAUUCUCCCGGGAAAGUAUUUAAGUAGUGUUUUAACUUGUUAAAUCAGCAGAUUGAGAUUAGACCACCAUAUUUUCACGGUAUCUAUCGUCACACAAAAUAUUUUUACAUUAAUGACAGGUAAAUUGUCAUUUUAACUCGACACAUCUCCGUCAGUCGUAGAUAAUGGUGUGUUUCCAGUUAAUUUGGA
This is a messenger RNA of Lingula anatina, 2312 nucleotides long. RefSeq lists its product as uncharacterized. The record is from RefSeq and is a predicted model, not a curated record. Lineage: Eukaryota; Metazoa; Brachiopoda; Lingulata; Lingulida; Lingulidae.